UUACAGUACUUUAUUAUCUCCACGUGCGGCGGUUUUUAUACUUUUACAACGUUUAUUCCCAAUUCCCAAUUUUAGUUAAUUAACACGAUUUAAAAUGCCGCCUGUAAAGAAACCCAAGGCGCAAAAGAUCGAGAAACAAGCUACGCCCAAGAAAACUAUAGAUAAAACCAAGGAUGUUAUAUCCGGACAGCUAAAGAAAAAGGUGGCCAAGGCCAGGCCCCAAAAGGAAAAGGGUCCUGAGCGCGGUGUGAUCAUUGUAAAGCACCUGCCCCAUGGAUUCUUCGAACAGCAACUACGCCAGUACUUCCGCCAGUUCGGCCGCGUUCUCCGUGUCCGUUUGGCCCGAUCCCUGCGUACCGGUAACAGCAAGGGCUACGCCUUCGUCGAGUUCGAGUAUCCGGAAGUGGCAAAGGUGGCUGCUGACACCAUGGACAAUUACCUCAUGUUCCAGAAGGUGGUCAAGGCGUCUUACAUUCCGCCGGAGAAGCAGACCUUUAACUACUUCAGAACCUCCGUAAAGAAAGUCACAAAUAAGGCCGGCAAGGAGAUCUACAUUUCCGAUUUGACCAAAGCCACCCAGCGCAGUGUGAAGAAGCAAAACAACUGGGAUGAGUCCGCAUGCCAGAAACGCACCGUGGCCAAUCUUAACAAGAUAAAGAAGUUACAGGAAAAGUACAAGGGCUUGGGCAUUGAUUUCUCUAACUUACUGGUUGAGCCAGUAAAGAAGUCAAAGAAAACCUCAGAGACAGCUGAGACUACUGAGGCAUCCACGAGCAAGCCAGCAGCCGGCAAGAAACAAAAGCAAACGCCAAAAAAAGACAUAUCUCUGGAAGAUUUAUUGGGCAAUACCAUUAACGAGGACUCCGACGAUGAGGACUACGUAGAUGCAUCCGAUGAUGAGUCUGAGUUAGAGGUUGAUGAGGAGGAGGAGGAGGAGGAGGACAGUGACCAGGCCAGCGAUGACAGCGAUGAAGAAGAGGAACUGCCGCCGCCACCUAAGAAAAAGAACAAGGCCAGCCCUACUGAUAAACUAAAACGCAAGCCCGGCACUGGCGGUAUACAGAAAAAGAAAUUAGCUCCCGCUGGCAAGAGCAUCAAGAAUGCCGCCACUCAGAAGCUGCAGCUGGCCGCAGCCAAGUCGCUGGCCAAACCCUUGCCCAAGGGAAAGGCAAAGAAGUCCAAGAAGUAGCUUAAAAUACAUUUACUAUAGUUGUUAAGUAAGCGAAAACAUUUUGUAAGAUGAAUUGUGUUAAAAUAUGUCCUUGUACAAACUAUAA
Drosophila eugracilis is the source of this 1277-nucleotide messenger RNA. Its product is annotated as MKI67 FHA domain-interacting nucleolar phosphoprotein. Bases 95 to 1189 code for a protein of 364 amino acids. The transcript has 3 exons. Gene Ontology annotation, molecular function: RNA binding. Gene Ontology annotation, biological process: maturation of LSU-rRNA from tricistronic rRNA transcript (SSU-rRNA, 5.8S rRNA, LSU-rRNA). Gene Ontology annotation, cellular component: nucleolus. The record is from RefSeq and is a predicted model, not a curated record. NCBI's taxonomy places the organism in Eukaryota, Metazoa, Arthropoda, Insecta, Diptera, Drosophilidae.